Messenger RNA from Prunus dulcis (almond), 5754 nucleotides. RefSeq names its product proteasome adapter and scaffold protein ECM29. The transcript is spliced from 35 exons. Lineage: Eukaryota; Viridiplantae; Streptophyta; Magnoliopsida; Rosales; Rosaceae. The record is from RefSeq and is a predicted model, not a curated record. Gene Ontology annotation, biological process: proteasome assembly. Bases 65 to 5539 code for a protein of 1824 amino acids. Gene Ontology annotation, cellular component: nucleus; cytoplasm. Gene Ontology annotation, molecular function: molecular adaptor activity.
CUGUGUCUGUGUCUAUACAUACUAAAAGCGGGCAAUUGGCAAUUGGUGUCGUGCGGUGAAAGAAAUGGCGGAAACAUCAUCGUCGUCGUCUUCAACAAAAUCGGAUGAAGAAAAAGUAGAGAUGCUGGACCGCUUGCUCACACGUCUGGCUCUCUGCGACGACUCCAAGCUCCAACCCUUACUUUCCAAGCUUCUCCCCUUCACCGUUUCCUCUCUUUCUUCUAACUCCUCCGCCGUCCGCAACAAGGUUCUUGAGAUAUUGAGUCACGUGAACAAGAGAGUAAAGCAUCAACCUGAGAUUGCUUUACCCUUAUCAGAGUUAUGGAAUAUAUAUUCAGAAGCUAAUGCUGCUUCAAUGGUGAGGAAUUUCUGCAUCCUCUAUAUCGAGAUGGCAAUGGAUCGUGCUGAUACAAAGGAAAAAGAAAAUUUGGCAGCUACACUUCUGUCCGGUGUUUCCAAACUCCCUCUUCAGCACCACGAAAUUAUACUCAGACUCGCUACCAAGGUCAUGGGUGAGUGUCACUCAAGUGGUGUAAAUGAUGAAGUUGCUGCAAAGUAUAAAACGAUAUGUUAUUCUCAGGACAGGAAGUUGUUUCUUGAAUUUUGCCUUCAUACAAUUUUGUAUCAACAAUCAUCUCAAAGCAGAGAAUGCCCACCUGGACUUUCGAUUGCUCAAACCCACAGUGUUACAGGGAAACAACCAUUGAAAAGUGAUAUACUUCUAACAAGAAAGUUAGGGAUCUUGAAUGUUAUUGAGGCUAUGGAGCUGGCCCCUGAGCUUGUUUAUCCUCUAUAUGUGGCUGCCUCUGUAGACUGUCAAGAGCCUGUUGUUAAGAGAGGGGAAGAGCUCCUAAAGAAGAAGGCUGCUGGAGCCAACUUAGAUGAUUCAGACCUCAUAAACACACUUUUUUUGUUAUUUAAUGGUACUGCUGGAGCUCAAAAUGUUGCUCCCGAAUCUAGAGUCACUCCUGCAAAUCCUGCGUUGAAAGCAAAACUUGUAUCUAUUUUCUGCCGGUCUAUUACAGCAGCAAACAGUUUCCCUUCAACUUUGCAGUGCAUUUUUGGUUGCAUAUAUGGAAGUGAUACCACAUCAAGGUUGAAGCAGUUGGGAAUGGAAUUCACCGUCUGGGUGUUUAAACAUUCAAAGAUUGAUCAACUUAAACUGAUGGGCCCUGUUAUUUUGAGUGGAAUUCUGAAGUCACUUGAUGCAGUUUCAAGUUCAGAAUCAGAUGUUACUGUGAGGGACUCCAAAACUUUUGCUUAUCAAGCAAUUGGGUUGCUUUCACAGCGUAUGCCUCAACUUUUCAGAGAUAAGAUUGACAUGGCUGUGCGCCUUUUCGAUGCACUGAAGGUGGAGACCCAGCAUUUUCGCCUCAGUAUUCAGGAAGCAACCAAUUCCCUUGCCACUGCUUACAAGGGAGCUCCAUCAACAGUGUUAAAGGAUCUGGAGACACUUUUGCUGAAAAAUUCUCAAGAGGAACAAAGCGAAGUACGAUUCUGUGUAAUGAGAUGGGCGACUUCUUUAUUUGAUUUGCAACAUUGUCCAAGUCGUUUUAUUUGUAUGCUUGGGGCAGCUGAUACUAAAUUGGAUAUAAGGGAGAUAGCACUUGAAGGCCUUUUACUUGUUAAAGAUGAUGGGCAAAGUAUGAGUCAGAAGCAGGAUCUGGUUUAUCCAAAACUUGGAGUCAUGCUAGAUUUUAUUCUUAGUCAGCAGCCAAACUUGUUAGAAUCAGCUGAGAUGAGGGAGCAGAAACUUCAUUUUCCUUCAAAAACGUAUCUAGUUAUGAUUGAAUUUCUGUUGAAGUGCUUUGAGUCAGAAUUGGAGCAAAACAUUUCUAUUAAAGGAUUAUCUGAUUUUCAGUCUUCAGUAGAAGCACUGUGUUUACUUCUAGAACAUGCUAUGGCCUUUGAAGGGUCUGUCGAGUUGCAUGCCAGGGCUUCCAAGGCUUUAAUUGCAAUUGGAUCUUGUAUGCCCAAGCUGAUAGCUUCACGCUAUGCACAGAAGGUUUCAUGGCUAAAGCAAUUACUGAGUCAUGUUGACUUGGAUACCCGUGAAGCUGCAGCACGUUUACUUGGGUUUGCUUCUUCUGCUCUUGCUACGGCUGAAUCAUCUGCUCUUAUCUCUGAGUUAAUUGCCUCAGUUAGUGGAAGGCAUAAGCUAAGGUUUGAGGCUCAGCAUGGAGCAUUAUGUGCAGUAGGAUAUGUAACUGCGGAUUGUAUGUCUCGAACACCUGCUAUCCCAGACACACUGUUUCAAAGUACACUAAAGUGCCUUGUUGAUGUUGCUAAUAGUGAGACUGCAGCACUAGCCUCAGUGGCGAUCCAAGCCUUAGGUCAUAUUGGGCUGAUUGUUCCAUUGCCAUCACUUAUUAUUGAUUCGAAUUCAGUUGAUAUUCUGAUGGUUCUACAUGAGAAAUUGAGAAAGCUACUCAGUGGUGAUGAUACUAAAGCAAUUCAAAAAAUUGUUAUAUCCAUUGGCCAUAUGUGUGUAAAGGAAACUUCAUCUUCGCGUCUAAAUAUUGCCCUCGACUUGAGUUUCAGUCUUUGCCGGUCCAAGGUUGAGGAUGUCCUCUUUGCUGUUGGCGAGGCUCUAUCAUUUCUGUGGGGUGGUGUUCCAGUGACUGCUGAUUUGAUUCUCAAAGCUAAUUAUUCACUUUCCAUGGCUUCAAACUUUCUUAUGGGAGAUGUGAACUCAUCUCUAUCAAAAAAUAGCCAUAUUGAAACAAAUGAAGCCGAGGAAGAUCGUUAUGCUAUGGUUAGAGAUGCAAUUACUAAAAAGCUCUUUGAUGAUCUUCUAUACAGCACAAGAAAAGAAGAACGUUGUGCUGGAACUGUUUGGUUAUUAUCAAUUACAAUGUAUUGUGGCCAUAACCCUGCUGUUCAGAAAAUGCUUCCAGACAUUCAGGAGGCUUUUUCACAUCUUCUCGGUGAACAAAAUGAACUUACACAGGAGCUGGCCUCGCAAGGGAUGAGCAUUGUGUAUGAACUUGGUGAUGCCUCAAUGAAGGAAAACUUGGUGCAUGCACUUGUUAACUCUCUAACUGGUUCAGGGAAGAGGAAAAGAGCUAUCAAGCUUGUUGAAGACUCUGAAGUGUUUCAAGAGGGAGUUAUUGGUGAAGGUCUUAGUGGAGGGAAACUCAGCACGUAUAAGGAGCUUUGCAACGUAGCGAAUGAGAUGGGACAGCCAGAUCUAAUUUAUAAGUUUAUGGAUCUGGCUAAUUAUCAAGCUUCUUUAAAUUCCAAGAGGGGUGCUGCCUUUGGAUUUUCAAAGAUAGCAAAGCAAGCAGGAGAUGCUCUAAAACCACACCUACGUUCAUUGAUUCCAAGGCUUGUGCGGUACCAAUACGAUCCUGAUAAAAAUGUGCAGGAUGCUAUGGCACACAUAUGGAAGUCACUUGUGGCAGAUUCAAAGAAAACCAUUGAUGAAAACUUGGACCUUAUUGUUGAUGAUUUGUUAAUACAAUGUGGAUCCCGGCUUUGGCGCUCCCGUGAGUCAUCCUGUCUUGCCCUUGCAGAUAUUAUCCAGGGGCGAAAGUUUGAUCAGGUUGCGAAGCAUUUAAGGAAAUUAUGGUCAGCAGCAUUCCGUGCCAUGGAUGACAUAAAAGAGACUGUUCGAAACUCUGGGGAUAAGUUAUGUCGUGCUUUAACUUCAUUGACAGUGAGGCUUUCUGAUGUCUCCCUAACUGGUGUAUCAGAGGCACGCCAAACAAUGGAUAUUGUUCUGCCGUUUUUGCUUACAGAAGGAAUACUAAGUAAAGUUGACAGUAUCCGGAAAGCAUCUAUUGGAAUUGUUAUGAAGCUUGCAAAGGGUGCAGGGAUUGCAAUCCGUCCACAUUUAUCUGAUUUAGUUUGCUGCAUGCUGGAAAGUUUAUCAAGCCUUGAGGACCAAGGGCUUAACUAUGUUGAGUUGCAUGCAGCAAAUGUUGGAAUACAGACAGAGAAGCUUGAAAACUUGAGAAUUUCAAUUGCAAAAGGCUCUCCCAUGUGGGAAACUCUGGAUCUAUGCAUAAAAGUUGUGGAUUCAGAAGCAUUAGAUCAAUUGGUUCCUCGCCUUGCUCAGUUGGUUCGAUCUGGAGUUGGCCUCAAUACAAGGGUUGGUAUUGCCAACUUUAUUACAUUACUAGUUCAAAAAGUUGGUGUUGAAAUCAAACCAUAUACAAGCAGGCUACUGAGGCUAUUGUUUCCGGUUGUCAAGGACGAAAAAAGUGCUGCAUCAAAACGUGCCUUUGCCAGUGCUUGUGCAAUUGUUUUAAAGCAUGCAGCACCUACGCAGGCUGAAAUGUUGAUCGACGACAGUGCAGCUUUGCAUAAUGGCGAUAAAAAUGCUCAAGUUUCAUGUGCAAUUUUAUUAAAAAGCUAUUCAUCCAUGGCCUCAGAUGUUGUGAGUGGAUAUCUUGCAGCAAUUAUUCCAGUUAUUUUUAUCUCAAGAUUCGAGGAUGACAAGUUUGUUUCUGGCCUGUUUGAAGAGUUGUGGGAAGAGCAUACAAGUAGUGAAAGGGUAGCCCUCCAGUUGUACUUGGAAGAAAUUGUUUCGUUGAUUUGUGAAGGCAUUGGAUCAUCAUCGUGGGCAAGUAAAAAGAGGUCAGCCCAGGCAAUCUCCAAGCUCAGUGAGGUUUUAGGUGAAUCCCUGUCUUCUCACUGUCAUGUCUUGCUCCAAUCUCUUAUGAAAGAGAUUCCUGGUCGGUUAUGGGAGGGAAAGGAUGCUCUAUUAUCUGCAAUAGCUGCUCUUUCUGUGUCUUGCCAUAAAGCAAUUUCAAGUGAUGAUCCUGCCACUAUGAAUGAAAUUUUGAGCGUAGUAUCUUCUGCAUGCACAAAAAAAGCAAAGAAAUACCGUGAAGCAGCUCUCUCUUGUCUUGAACAGGUUGUAAAAGCCUUUGGUAAUCAAGAGUUCUUUAAUGUGGUUUUUCCGUUAUUAUAUGAGAUGUUCACUUCUGGCACUCUCACUCAGUCUGGGAAAGCAACUUUGGUUGUUGAUGCUGCUAAAGCAGAAGAAGAUCAAGUUGAAAAGUUUUCUGUUCCACACAACAAAGUUUUGGACUGCAUGACAGCCUGCAUCCACGUGGCACAUAUAAAUGAUAUUGUUGGGCAACAGAAGAACUUAAUGCAUGUGUUCAUUGCCACCAUGUCAUCUGGACUUCCGUGGACAGUCAAAAUAUCUGCACUUUCAUCAACAAAGGAACUUUGUUCAAGGCUUCAGAAAGUUCUGGAUGACUCUCAAGAAUCUCCCGCAAAUGCCAACAUAAUUUCUUUAGUUCAGGAGUUGUUUCUCUCAAUGCCACCUCAAAUAGUUGAAUGCAUAAGCACAGUUAAGGUUGCCCAGGUUCACGUCACUGCUUCAGAGUCCCUUCUUGUGAUCAUCAAGCUGUACCAAAAGCUCCGACCAAUACGUUGUAUAGAUGUACAAUUUAAGGAUGAGCUUGUUCAUCUGUACGAGGUAGAGAAGAACGGUGAAGCGAAGUCCUUGUUGAAAAAAUGUAUUGACACGCUUGAAAACUUAAAACAAGAGAGUGUUCAAGAUGACUCAAUGUGUAUGUCAUAAAAUUUCAGAGCAACGAUAGCCGAUCCAUGGUUGUGGCUGCAUAUUUUUAUAGUGAGUGGAUUAGGAGAAAUGAAAGUUUAAGUCCAAUGUAUAAAUUUUUAUCAAAACAAGGGAUAUUGCAUUCAACUCUGGAGAACGAGUUGAUAUUCCUUCUAUGUUGCAUUCCCGAUUUAUGCGGUAAUCGUUUCAGAGUUAAACAAUUUAUCUUGUACAAA